AUUCUUAUAACAUCUGCAUGUGUUACAUUGUUCCUCAAAUUGUAGUUUUGUUGUUGUUGUUAAGGAUUACAAUAGAGAAAUCAUAAAGAUUAUCAACAGUAUUAUUGUCUUUCAAAUAACUUUUAUGAUUUUUGUUUUACGGGGUUGUUUCUAUUCUAUUAAAGAAGAUUAUUUAUAUUAAAAAAUCAUAUCAAAUCAUUAUGUUAAUGGAUGAUGUAAAACUUCAACAAUCUUUAACAUUUCAUGUAUCCCUACCAUCAAUGAAUUCAUCGGAUAUGGGAAUAACAGCGAAUAAUAACAAUAAUAAUAAUAAUAAUACUACUAUUAAUACUACUAAUACUAAUAGUAAUGUGGAUCCAAUUUAUAUGAAUCAUAAUAAUAAUAAUAAAGAAAAGAAUUUAUCCACUACUUCUACAAGAAUACAAUCACCAUGUUAUGGAAAUAUUAAUUCAUCAACGAAUAGUCCUAUUACUACUAGUCCAUUAACAUUAGAUCAUUGGUCUGCUACAUUAUUAGCAGCACAAGCAUUAGUUAGAACAAAAAAAGUAUUUAUUGGUGGUGUUUCUACUGGUACUACAGCUGAUGAAUUAAAAACAUUUUUUAGUGAAUUUGGUAAAGUGGAAACAUGUGAAUUAAUGAUGGACAAAGCAACAAGUCGUCAUCGAGGUUUUGGAUUUGUUACAUUUGAAAGUGAACAAGCAGCUGAAAAAGUUUGCUCAAUUCAUUAUCAUGAAUUAAAUGGGAAAAUGGUGGAAGCAAAACGAGCUCUACCAAAAGAAGUACUGAGUUCAAGUAAUGCUUUAGUGAAACAACGAAGUUUAUUACCUAAUGCAUUUGCUUUACCAAAUGAAGUUGAUUCAGCAGCUACAGCUGCAGCUACCAUAGCUGCAGCUGCUCUUGCAUCAAGACAACAACAACAUCAACAGCAACAACACUAUCAGAAUAUAAAUCAAAAUUUACAGAACUCAGGAUCUGCAUUUGUAUCACUUGCUUAUGCAUCAUUGAUGCCAUUCAAUCAGUUUCAAUCAUUUCCAUUAACAUCUAACAAUUAUGUUGGACAACCUUUAACUACAUCAAAUCUAACAAUGGAAUCCUCAGGUAUACAUCAUCAAAAUCUUCAUCAUUCAAAUCCUAUUGAAUUCCCAUCUGCAGCUGUACUACCAAAUGGUCAUUCUACAACAAUGACUAGAUUUCCACAACUUGGUAUUCAGUCUGAUGUAAAUCUUCAACCUUCAUGUCCUUUAAAUUUUACUUAUAAUUCACCUACAGCCUAUAUAAAUUCUACAGGGACAUUAACAUCAGUUGGUAAUUAUUUAAAUACAACCAUUCCAAAUCUUAUAAAUCUUGCACCAUCUGGAACAAUUCAAGCAUUAUUACCUAAUUUAACUUAUAAUAUUUUAACAAAUUUAAAUGAUCAACGUAAUCAACCACUUCAUACACAUCAAUCACAACAAACUAUUGGACAACAAUCAUUACAACAACAACAACAACACCAUCACCAACAGCAACAACACAAUCAGUCGUUACCUUCUAUUCAAUUAGAUGUUGAAACAUUAAAACAACAGAUUCAACUACAGAAUUGGUCAAAUAAUACACCAUAUUCACUGAUAGCAUUAAACCAAAAGGCUUUAGGACAAAUUCAUUCACCUUCUAAUUUAUUAAAUUUUAAUCCCAAUCAAAAAAUCCCUAAUAUACAACCAAAUGAUGUAACAACAACACCAAUUCAUUUAACAGAUACAUCACCAACAAUGUGGUUACUUCCAGCGAAAAUUCCACGAGUUCACUAAUAGACAAUCCCUUCCAUUC
Molecule: messenger RNA, 1806 nt
Organism: Schistosoma haematobium
Lineage: Eukaryota; Metazoa; Platyhelminthes; Trematoda; Strigeidida; Schistosomatidae
Product: RNA-binding protein Musashi 2
Exons: 9
Coding region: 201-1787 (528 amino acids)
Cellular component (GO): cytoplasm
Molecular function (GO): RNA binding
Source: RefSeq, a predicted model, not a curated record